GUUGGUACCGGCAGGCUGCUAACCAUGAUUCUGUGUCCCCCGAGCACGGAGCACCCCCGCGGAAACCAGUGCCAGCGGCUGCAGGGCCAGGAAUUCAAGGCUGUGUGCACUUGGCAUUGUUGCUAUCCUAUGGGAAUCACAUGGCUCAUCAGCCCCUCUUCUAGUCUGUGUGAUAGAUGCCCUGAAAAGUCUCUUCUCCCUCUGUUUUCGAGCUGUGAGCUGGGAAGGCCGCUGGCUUGACUCUUCCUUGCAUGCAUCCUGUUCACAGAGGAUUGGUCAGUGCUGCUUGACUCAGCUGUUGAUUGGCCAACCUCCCCUAGUGUGGAACAGGAAAGCUUGGCUGCUUUGUGCAUUUCCAUGCUGGACAGCACCUGCCUUGGCAGGACUCUGGCCCCAGGAAGUUUAAACACUUGGAACAGAGGGCAGAGAUGUGGUGAACUCAAAUGAAGUGGCACCUGGGAACCGGAUAAAACUCAGCCCCUGUCCUGAGGAGCUUACAGUCUACAGAACUGGAAACCAGCUGACAUUCCAAGCUAUGUGCUCUAGCGGGGAAGAAAAUGUUAAUUAGCAUUCAGCCUCUGAACUGAUGUGAAUAACUCAGUGAGAACCCCAGGCUCUUGGAUCAGGCGCUUGUCAGCCUAUCAAAGGGGAGUAAAAUUUUGGAAUGUCCUCUGUUCUAGCUUUGGCAAAAGAUUUCUUCUGGGAAUGUCAGGGCAGGUGCCCUUAGGCAGGGUUCCUAUCUUUUAUUUAUCCUAUGUCCCAGGUGUGCUUGCAUGCAACCUAGCCUGAGGAGCUAACAUUACAUUUCUCCAGAGCGCAGCUGGAGGUAACCAACCCAGAGAGUUCACACAGCCACCAUUAUGUGUGCAUCUUGGUGGCUCCACCUUGGAUUUUGCUUUUUACAAGAAUGUAAUGGGUAAGGCUGGCUAAUAAAUGAGCUCUGAGGAGGGUGACCAUGGGAUUGGGAGGAUGUUUCCCAUGUAGGGCGCAGCAUGAGAAAAGGCAGAGUUUGACCUUAGUGCCUGAAUUGGGAAGAUGGGAGCAAGGGCAAAGAUGAAGGUGGGGUGGAGUUGUGUAGGUCCCUGAAGGUGGGAGUGCAGAGUUGAAAUGUGACACAGAUGGUGAAAAGAAUCCAAGGUAAGGGUCUGGGGAGAGAACUCCAGCUGGAGUGCCAGUGUGAAACUCGGGGAAAGCUGCAGGAGCUGGAUGGGACAGGGUUUGGGAGCAGGGGUAGAGAGAAAAGAGAUGGAUUUUGGAGCUGAUGGGGAGAAUCAACUAAAAGCAUGGGUGGGAGUCUGGGACAUGAUGACAAUGCUGUUGUGGGCGGGGGAGGAGCAGCUCUUGUUUCUGUGCUGAGUAUGAGCUGGUGCUGGGAGAAGGCCAUUUGCAGCGACCAUUUCAAGUACAGACCUGCGUAGAGGGGCCGGGCCAGAUUAGAGAGCGUAACUGAAGCCAGAGAAUAGAUGAGGUAUCCAGGCAGAGGGGAUGAGGAAGGCCCCGUUGGAGAGGGUUGGGGCACUGGAGUACCCUGGGAAGGAUGCACAGCAAGGCAUCUAACUUGCCUCUGUGUGCUGGUAUGGGUUUUAGGAUCCCAGGCUGGAAGCAGUUUCCUUCCGCACCCAGUAGAAGCGGAGGGAGUAGAGGAGGGAUAAGUGCCCCUCCCUCACAUCAGUCCAUGUGCUAUAAUUACCCAUGUGUAUGACAGCUGGACCCAGCUUGGGAGUGUUUCAAUCUGCAAAGCCUCAAAAUGACCCAGCGAGAGAGACUGCUGCAUCCUGUGGUUGGGGCUGCGUUUGUACUUACAGGGCUUGCCAUUGUAUGCUGCAAAAUCCUUUGCCCAGAAAGGGAGGGAAUGCAAAGGCAGAAUGGUAAAAGAUUUUAAUGGCAACCACUUUCUGCCUGUGUCAGACUGGCUUUAUUUACAAGCCCCAGGACUACUUCCUAAAACACCACCCAGGCCAGCUUCACGGACAAUCCAGCCAGCUUCUCCUACCUCUUGCAAGAUCACAGCUAACCGGUAUUGGAACUGAGCCAAGGGCACUGAUGGGUAACGCAGAAUAGAAUCUGGCUUGCCCUCCUGCGGCCCCACUGACUUCUGCAUUUCUAACAGGAGCAAAAACAUGUUUGCUGACAGCUGAGAGUGUGCUGCCUGGAUUCCUGUAUAGGACCCAAUCCUCCCACCUACAGGAGCCCUGACGCUCAGCACAAGCUGGAAACAUGACUCUGACCAACAGGUAGUGAAGAUGACCAGUAGCGACCAAGAGCGUCCCCAGUUCCUGUUUGUGAAAGCGCUGGCCAGCCGGGGGCGCCUGGAGGCAGUGACACAGCAGAUGGGGUACCACCCGCAGUAUCUGGACAGCUUCCUCAAGAUACAGCACUACUUGCUUCACAUGGACGGCCCGCUGCCGUUUGCCUGCAGACACUACAUCGCCAUCAUGGCAGCUGCUCGGCACCAGUGCUGGUAUCUGGUGAAUCUGCACAUGCUGCAGUUCCUGCGAGUGGGGGGAGAUCCCCAGUGGCUGCGGGGCCUGGACUUCAUCCCUCCCAAACUCCGCAAUCUUAAUGAGAUCAACAAGAUCCUGGCUCAUCGGCCUUGGCUCAUCAGCAAGGAACACAUAGAGAAGCUGCUGAAGAUCAGUGAGCAGAGCUGGUCUCUGGCAGAGCUGGUCCACGCCGUGGUCCUCGUGGCGCAUUACCAUGCUCUUGCCAGCUUUGUCUUUGGUUGUGGCUGUGAGCUGGAGUGGCUGGAUGGCAGGAGCAUACUGAAGUCAACGUUGCCAGGGAACCAGUGUUUCUGUGAGUCCGCCAGCGGGAACAGCUGUAAUCUGGAGUUGCUGCGCAUCAACCGCAAACGGUCUCUGGAUUCCUGUGUGGAGCUGGAAUCGCUCCGGGAACGUAUCCAGAGGAUCCACCUGGAGAGUGAGGGCCGAGAGGAAAUGAGGCCACCGCAACAAGACAGAGAGGAAGAUUUUGAUGGGGAAAUCGUCAGAGCCACAGAUCUCUCCUGCUAUGUGCAGGACCCUGAUUUUGGAUACCAGGACUUUGCCAGGCGAGAUGAAGAUCAGACCCAGAUAUUUAGAGUCCAGGAUUACUCCUGGGAAGACCAUGGAUUCUCUUUGGUAAACAGACUCUACUCUGACGUUGGCCACCUCCUGGAUGAGAAGUUCCGUACAGUUGACGGUCUCCAGAGCAAUGCCAUGGCCAAGCGGCAAGGCUGUGAAUCUUCUGUCUUCAAACGGGGCAUCUGGAACUAUAUCCACUGCAUGUUUGGAAUCAGGUACGACGACUAUGAUUACGCAGAAGUGAAUCACUUUCUGGAGCGGAUGCUCAAAGUUUACAUUAAAACUGUGACUUGUUACCCAGAGAAGACUAACCCAGAAAUGUUUGGCCGGUUCUGGAAGCAGUUCAAGCACAGUGAAAAGGUCCACGUGAACCUUCUCAUCCUGGAAGCCAGAAUGCAAGCUGAGCUCCUGUAUGCACUGCGAGCAAUUACCCAGUAUAUGAUCUCCUAGAGAGCAGGGGUGGCUCGGUUAUGGCAGGGGUGGUGCACGCAUCCCUACCUCUCCAUGGACUCCAUACUUGAACCAUCGGGCUAGAACUGACUGCGAUGGGUUUCUCUAACUUACUUGACUAUUCUGUUUCUAUGGGGCACGAUGAGUGACCUUGUUAUGUGCAAUUACCAAGCUGUGAGGCAACUCCGUGUUGCUGUGAUCUCGGUGUGAAGCUGGAGACGUGAAUGUGUCCAUGGCAGACUCCCAAAGACUUGGGGCAGGGAGGGAAGGAUGGGCAGGUUGAGGGCAUGUGUCUCUUCAAAGAGAUGGGCUCUAACCAUCCACAGUGGAAGCCCCUUCACCCAAGCAGCACAAGGAGCCUGCCCAUGAGGGCAGCCCAGUGCAGGAUCCUGUAUGCGUUCCAGCCCUGGGGCAGAGCAGCAAGCUUGCUUCCUUUCCGGCACUGCAGCAGCAUCACACUGGGCAUGGCUGGCUGGUCAGAAGCAGCAGCUGUGGGGUGAUGAAGUUACUGUGGAGUAUCCCAGUUGGUAGGGUGGCUUGUGGGUGUGUUCUGAAACUCCUUUAGUCACAGGAGCAGGAGGGAGGAGCACUGGUUAUGACCCAGGUUCUCAGAGACGAGCAGAUCCUCCCGCUCCCCAGCACAGUACUGGAGGGAAACCAGCCUCCUGCAUAUGCUCUUGGCUAUGCUGCCAACCUCCCGGCAGCACCAUGCUGAGUACAGGUCAAGCUGUGGUACUCCUGAGGAGGUGCAGUGAUCAACAGGCUGAAUUCUCCCAGGGACAGGCUCUUGCCCCCAGCUCCUGGAGGUGGCUGCUUGGAAUGUUUCACUUCUAUAGAGCUGGGCUCUUGGACCUGCAUCCCACCCUCUGGGUCUCCUAUCGAGCCCCCCUUUCUACAGAAAGCCCAGGGGGGUCAUUGUAUCCAAACAUGAGCUGGGUCCUAGCCCAUGCUGCACUAGCCUUGGGAUGGGUCACUUGCUGCUCGGUAUUGCCAUGUGGGCCAUGGGCCUGUUUGCUCUUGAUCGGUCAGGUCAACUGGAACAGCCUCAAUCACCUCCUGCUAUGGGGAUGGCAGCCCUAGGACUGCAGCAGCUCCAGACUGACCAGCCUCCACCCACAGUUACAAUGCACACACGGGCCUGCACCUCAUUCUCUUUGCCAUGGGCAAGAUCCAUAUGCUGCAACACUCCUUGUGACCCUGGGAGGGACUGAGGAGUAACAACCUGCCUUACCUGUUACCGCUCUGGCUGGAGGAGAGCAUGCUGUGCUGGGCUGUCCUUGGCUCGGUGGCUGGCCCAGCUUCAGAGGGAGAUUCAGGUAAGGGCUGUGUACAGAGGCCCCUUCUCCAAAGAGCUUUUUUGGGGCAUGAGGACACAGCUGGGACCUUCCUAGUAACUGGAGUCUGGAGGGGCAGGGACUGGGAGGCCAGUGUGAGGUCAACCUGGUUACUUGUGUGGAGAGAACGUUAUGUGUGGAAGCUACAGAAAAAGCCUAUUUUUGCUAUGAAUAUAAUUAUGUUUGACACAA
Caretta caretta (loggerhead turtle) is the source of this 5038-nucleotide messenger RNA. Its product is annotated as sestrin-3. The record is from RefSeq and is a predicted model, not a curated record. Gene Ontology annotation, biological process: cellular response to leucine starvation; negative regulation of TORC1 signaling; positive regulation of macroautophagy. Gene Ontology annotation, molecular function: oxidoreductase activity, acting on peroxide as acceptor; L-leucine binding. Gene Ontology annotation, cellular component: nucleus. Lineage: Eukaryota; Metazoa; Chordata; Testudines; Cheloniidae.